GCAUUUUGAACCCCGAGGUAACGACAAUGGCAGUUGAAGGGCGCACAAGGUGUGGAGUAAGGUAAAGACGAGCAGUUAGUAGAUAAGAUAAGAUACGAUACGUGGUGGUGUGUAGGAAUUGACAUACAAAAGGGAGGUACCGUGCUAGAUCUAUACUAUACUAUCGCCCAAGGGGAUCUAGUCUUGUGUAACGUAAUCGGCAAGUUUAUGCAUGUGCCGUCACCGGCGAACCCGUCCCUCCUGCCAGUUCGUUUUAAUGCUCUUCCCCCGCUAACAUUAUGUACCUUAGGUAAUAAUGUCAUGUAUCUACCUAGGUAGGUACCUCCUAUUGGACAAUGCAACUUGUCACGGCACAGCUUCUUCCCGAACUCAUCAUCGCCCUUCUCCAGCCAACCAACCAGCUAGCUGGGAAAGUUCGUGGUACGAGAGCCUCCCCUUGCUAGCCUCCCAUCUCGUGUGUACAUUCCUUAUUCUACCUUCUCUCGGCACAGUCAUACUACCCAAGCGUACACGAUACCUACCAGGCAGGCCACGAGACCUUCGCUGGCGGCUGAAAAGAGAAAAGAAAAAAAAAGCCUCGUUUUACCGCUUCUUUCUCUCUUGGCUUUCCGGUCAUCCUCCCGCCUCGUUCCAUUAUUUCGCUUUUAGCUCGGAAAUGUGUUCAAUAUCGCCCGGUUUCUGUUCGAAUGAGGUCGCCUCAUUAUCGUCCACGACCGCCGUUUAGUUUGUGUAUGUGUGCGUGUGUUACGUACUAUUAGUCUAGGCAUC
Daldinia vernicosa is the source of this 768-nucleotide messenger RNA. RefSeq lists its product as uncharacterized. The transcript has a single exon. NCBI's taxonomy places the organism in Eukaryota, Fungi, Ascomycota, Sordariomycetes, Xylariales, Hypoxylaceae. The record is from RefSeq and is a predicted model, not a curated record. The coding region runs from base 296 to 724 and encodes 142 amino acids.